AUGGCGAACUCACUGACGAUGCCGACUACGAUGCCGGAGUUUGGGAAUGUCCCACGUCCACGGUUCAACUAUGGAAAUGAUAAUUCAGACAAUGGACCCCGGACUAGCUUGAAUUUUGUUGUGACGACGAUAUCUUGCUCUGAUGAUGUUCGUGAUAUAGCUGACGAAAUCUUAGCACCUUUCUACCUGAAUCGAAGCAGAUUGCCUCGGAAACAGCGUCAGCAUGAAUCUCCCAGUAAAGCCAAUCGACAGCUGAUCGUAAUGCAAUCUUUAGUUGUCAACUAUGACUCGAGUUCUUCAGAAGAAGACAAAUCAGAAUCUCCACAUCACCCCAGUUCUCUGCUGAAUAGCUCGGUUUUUUCAUCUGUUAAUGCCGCUCCACCUGUUGAGCAUAAGCUUUCUUUCUUAAUUUUAUUUGCUCAGCUUGGACCUGUGAACCCCUUUAAAUCUAUCAAACAAUUGGCCCCAAAAAAUACACUCACUGGAUAUGUGGAGGAAGCACACGUUAAUGAAUUUUCUUUCGAAAAUCAGCACAGAACUUUCGUGAGUUAUGGUUAUGCCAGAGAUCCGACUGCCGAAUGUGGCACUCAAAACCUUGUGGGCGAUGUUGACAAAGUAUCUGAGACAGAUGGGAAGACUGUUUUUGAGAAAUCGAAAAAACGCAAGGGUGACUUGAGAAAAAGAGAUUGUAAAUGGGACCCAACAAAGGAGGAUUUCACUGGACCAUGGGGUAAAUAUGUGGGUGAAGAAACCGUAUCAAUGCCCUCAGAGGAAGAUCGAGUCUACUUAGAGGCAUAUCUUGCAAAACGUGCUACUAGAAAGCGUAGAGUUGAGGAAGCUCCAGUAGAGGAAAAGUCUACUUUGCAUAUUAAAUCUCCAGUUGACUACCAAGGGCGUUCAUUUCUCCACCCACCGCAUGAUGUCGUCGGAGUCAAGUUCUUUUCACAAGAGCCUCCUGAACGGUGUUUUCUACCCAAGAAGCUCAUGCAUGAGUGGGUAAAUGCACAUACUAACGGUGUUGCUGCAUUUAAAUUAUUUCCUCAAACUGGACAUAUUUUGCUUUCGGCCGGAAUGGAUGGCAAAGUUAAGGUAUACAACCUUCUUGAUUCUAUACAUCUUUUGUCAUAUUACCUUAAUCCCGUUUCUGCUACAUCCGUAACUUUACGUUUGUUUGGUAAGCACUCGACCUUAGAUUUCGUUGACACAGUACUCGGAUGUUUGUCAUUUAUGCUUUCAUACCUUUGGUUAUGCAUAUGCAAGCCUUACUUUAUAUUUUUGAGCGCAUAUGUGCUAUCCUAUUCAUUAUAA
Molecule: messenger RNA, 1308 nt
Organism: Protopolystoma xenopodis
Lineage: Eukaryota; Metazoa; Platyhelminthes; Monogenea; Polystomatidea; Polystomatidae
Source: the annotation of a GenBank genome assembly